Molecule: messenger RNA, 1078 nt
Organism: Melitaea cinxia (Glanville fritillary)
Lineage: Eukaryota; Metazoa; Arthropoda; Insecta; Lepidoptera; Nymphalidae
Product: pyridoxal phosphate homeostasis protein
Exons: 4
Coding region: 73-834 (253 amino acids)
Cellular component (GO): intracellular anatomical structure
Molecular function (GO): pyridoxal phosphate binding
Source: RefSeq, a predicted model, not a curated record
AUGUUAUACUGAUAAGAAAGAUAACACACGUCAAUAUUGUUUUACUUUGGAUGAACUAAAAAUACAGAAAUAAUGAGUGACGAAAAAUCUGAAGAAGUUGACAUAAUGCAGAAUUUAAAAACAGUUUUAGCUCAAAUAGAUGCUGCAGUCCUUAGACGGAGUAAAGACCUGCCUCAAAUCAUACCAAGACUAGUUGCUGUAUCAAAAAUCAAACCAGCCUCUCUAAUCAUACAAGCCUAUGAAGCUGGCCAGCGUCACUUUGGUGAAAACUAUGUUAAUGAACUCUCUGAAAAAGCUAACGAUCCACAGAUACUCGAAAAAUGCAAAGACAUCAAAUGGCACUUCAUAGGUCACUUACAAACAAAUAAAAUCAAUAAACUAUUAGGUUCACCAGGAUUAUUCAUUGUAGAAACGGUUGAUUCAGAUAAAUUAGCAGAUAAUCUGAACAAACAAUGGGGAAAAAUAAGGAAAGAAGAGGCAAAGUUGAAUAUUAUGGUACAAAUUAAUACAAGUGGUGAAGAAGCAAAAAAUGGUAUUGAACCAUCGCAAGCCACCCAACUAGUUGAACAUGUUAUUAAAAAUUGUCCUAAUUUAGACUUCAAAGGUCUCAUGACAAUUGGUCAAUAUGAUUACGAUCAAAAGGCUCCUAACCCAGACUUCCUGACCCUAGCCAAAUGUAGGCAGGAGGUAUGUGAAAAGUUAAGUUUGGAUAUAAAGCAAGUUGAGCUGUCUAUGGGAAUGUCUUCAGACUUUGAACAUGCUAUUGAGUUAGGAGCUACAAGUGUACGAGUGGGUACAACAAUAUUUGGUGUGAGACCAGCUAAAAAUAAGUAAAAUCAUUCGACUCUAUUAGUUUUAUGGGGCUUAUUGAUCUUCUUAGUAACAAUACAAAUAUACAAGUUAUCAUUAUGAUAUUUUAUUUUUGUUAUUAAAAUUAUUAAUAUAAUAUGGAGCUUUUAUUUAUCAGUUUUCAUUCUUUAAUGUUUUUGUAUUAUUGACUGUACAAAUAACUCAGCAUACAAUGUUUAACAUUAAAUUUAUUAGAAUCCAAAAAAAAAACCAUAGUUCCUUAUGAUGA